AUGGCAGGUUGGUUAAUGAAUAACCAGAAGUUAAGUCCUAUGGGGUUGAUCAAAGAUGAGAUGGCCAUGAAUUACAUGUUUGGCCAAAAAUCUAGUCUUGAUCUUAUGCAAAAUUGUGACUUGCCUCCACCUCUCAAGGUAUUUUCUGGCCCUGAUAAAACAGUGCUAUCACCGACGAAUAACGUAUGGAGGGUCAUAGAGGAGGAUGAUCACAAGGAGGCGAAUAUCGAGCCUAAACAAGAACUGGGGAGUGACAGGUUCGAGCUGCUAAAGGCUUUGAGACGAUCACAAACACGAGCAAGAGAGGCAGAGAGGAAGUACCAAGCACUGCAUAAAGAAAAAGAUGCACUAUCGAAUUUUCUGAUAGAAGAAUCUGCACGAUCGCGAGCUUAUAAGAAUUGGAUCAAAGUUCUUGAGUUACAAAUCCUGCAGUUAAAAACACAACAGCAGCAGCAGCAGCAUGUUGAUAGAUUGGACAGGACAAAAGAGGAUGAAGAUAAGAAUGCUGCAAAUGGUGUAACAUGGUUUAUAGCAGUUGCAUUAUGUUUAGGCAUAGCUGCAAUUGGCUGCAGAUACCUGCUUUAA
This is a messenger RNA of Nicotiana attenuata, 585 nucleotides long. RefSeq lists its product as uncharacterized. The record is from RefSeq and is a predicted model, not a curated record. The transcript has a single exon. Bases 1 to 585 code for a protein of 194 amino acids. Lineage: Eukaryota; Viridiplantae; Streptophyta; Magnoliopsida; Solanales; Solanaceae.